GGCAAGAUGGCGGCGCCCAUGGGCAGGAUUUGAUGGAACAUCAGGGGCAGGGAUCUGCACGGAAUUUAGAAUCUGAGAUUGAAUUUGGUGGGUAGGAGUCCCCACGGAAGCGGCCAGGCCAGGCUGGUUUAAAGUAAGGGAUCCCUGGCACCUGCUGGAGGAUUCUGAGCCAGGCUUUUCCUCCAGGAAUCUGGAAGAUUGCUACCCUUUAACACCCCCCCCCCCAAAAAGAGGAUAGAGAAAGCUCCAGAUAUUGCUGAUCUGUCGGAUCUUUCUAAGUAUUACCUGUCUACCUGAGCACUGAUUCCCUUGAUUGAAGCUAUAUAAAUAUAUACACUGCAACAAUAUAUGUAUGCAAUAUCGCAAUGGUGUAUGUCAGUGUGUAUUUUAAAAAGAGAAAGAGUAACCACGUGUAACCUGAUACAGUGACGAUUUUGAAAGAGAGCGGAGUUUCUGUUGGAUGGUUGCUUUUCUUUAACCUCUACAAUGUGGCGUGGCAACUUACAGCUCCUACUCUCCAGCAUCCCUCUUGCAGUUCGACAUCAACGUCCGGUUUUCCGUGUUCGUGGACCAGUAUUUUUGCCCCUGAAUUUGAGGAAGCCAUAUACACCGCAACCCGAAAGGAAGAGGUUUUACCAGAAUGUUAGCAUCUGUCAAGGUGAAGGAGGCUUCGAAAUCAACCUGGACCAUCGGAAGCUGAAAACCCCACAAGGAACACUCUUCACGGUGCCCAACAAGACCCUGGCGCUGGCAGUGGCGACGGAGUGGGACUCCCAGCAGGACACCAUCAAAUUCUUCACCAUGCACCUGACGACCUUAUGCAACACAGCUCUAGACAAUCCAUCACAGCGAAGCAAAGAGCAGCUCAUCAGGGCAGCUGUGAAGUUCUUAGAGACGGACACAAUAUGCUACCGGAUGGAGGAGCCCCCUGCCUUGGUGGAAUUGCAGAAAAAUGAGUGGGAUCCUGUAGUUGUGUGGGCAGAAAAAAGGUACGAUGUAGUCAUUGGCUCUUCAACAAGCAUUUUGGGUCCCAGCAUCCCGCAGAGCACCAAAGACACCUUCAUCAGCCACCUGGCAUCCUAUAACACCUGGGCUUUGCAUGGCAUAGAAUACAUGAUCACACAACUGAAGUCUCUGAUUCUCGCAAUGGGCCUCCUGGACAAACACCUGACAGUGGAGCAAGCUGUCCUUCUGUCCCGCCUCGAGGAAGAAUACCAGAUCCAGCACUGGGGGAAUGUAGAGUGGGCCCAUGACUAUGAUGUGCAUGAGCUGCGUGCCCGCACAGCUGCUGCCACCCUUUUUGUUCACCUGUGCUCAGAGAGUUCCACUGUCAAGCACAAGCUGAUGCAGGACUAACGCUCAAGGGUGAAGAAGGGGCUCAUGUCAGUAUGCUUGGGACUGAACAACCAAUGGAGCUGGGCAGCUGGUGGUACUGAAAUGCUGCUGCCUCAAGGGCUAGAGAAGAGCUGCAGCUUAGCCUUGAUUCUCCAUGUGGGCUUGCUGUUAUCUGUGUCUGUUUCCCCAGUGGCCUUAAGGAGAUGAGGGUGUUCUGAUAAUAGUGGCCUUCUGCAUGGACCUUUCCAUAACCUCCUAUGUGAAUGAAUUUUCAUGAACUCCUGGAGCCUGUCUGAUUUGGGGAAAUGCAGUAUUGAGCUCAUCAGGAACCAAAAUGGCUCCCCUUUCCCCCCAUGCCUAACUGGGGAUAGCCUGUAUCAACAUCUUUACUAUCAUUCAGAAUUAAAGCAGAGGUGCGGCCGAGCCUGGGUUCUUCAAGGACUUGAGGGUGAAUGUUGAUUCGCAGUUGGUCGAGGGUGCCCUCUCAGUUCUAAGGUGGGAUCUACCAUGACAAAAGUACCUGCCGAACUGGCACCUAUACCUCCCCUCCCUCCUGUGAGCCCCUAACUUCUGCAAAUAGGUCCUAUCCUAGCUCUACUACAGGCCUCUCAAGAUAGCUAAAACAUUUAUGCAGCAGAGCAAAAGUCACUCUGCCCCCCUCCAAUCCUCCCUCCAAAUUUGAUUCAAUGCUGCUGUUUGCCACUGUGCACAACUUGUUAAUAUAUAUAUAUUUAAAUAAAGGCUUCACAACUGAUGGAUUUCAGUGUCAGAGUGUGGCUUUGCACCCACGGCGCACAGCAGUUUGUAAUAAUGUUGCCUUUUUCAUGAUGUGAAUGUGGGUGGAUAGUGGGGGGGGGGGAGUCCCCAUGGGCACAAUUGAUUUGUAAU
Eublepharis macularius is the source of this 2223-nucleotide messenger RNA. RefSeq names its product ATP synthase mitochondrial F1 complex assembly factor 2 (gene ATPAF2). Gene Ontology annotation, biological process: mitochondrial proton-transporting ATP synthase complex assembly. Lineage: Eukaryota; Metazoa; Chordata; Lepidosauria; Squamata; Eublepharidae. The record is from RefSeq and is a predicted model, not a curated record. Gene Ontology annotation, cellular component: mitochondrion. The transcript has 8 exons. The coding region runs from base 487 to 1356 and encodes 289 amino acids.